CAAGACACCGAAAUUAAUUAGCAGUGGCACCCACCGAGAUCGCUCUUCCGCCGAAAUUAAUCCAUGGCUCCGCGCUAGGGUUUAGGGCUUCCUCGCCCAAUUCCGUCCGCCCCUCGGAGCUGCGGCUGCACCCUUGCGGAGGCAGGAUCGAUCGGUUCGGAUGGAGGACGGGGACGCCGAGACGGCCCAGAGGGACGCGAUCACCGCGAGGAUGCGGGGCCAGGACUACGCCGGCGCCAGGGCGCUGCUGCUGCAGGCGCUGCAGACCAACCCCAGGCUGGACGGCGCCCUGGAGAUGCUAACCGUGCUCGAGGUCCUCUGCGCCGCGACCAAGGCGCAUGCCGGCCCCGGCCGUGGCGUGGACUGGUACAGGGUCCUCCAGGUGCUGCCCGGGGACGAUGCUGCCAGGAUCGGGGCGCGGUACAGGAGCAUCGUGGCUCAGCUGGAGCCGAUCGGGGGCGAUCUGCCCGGCGCUGAGUUGGCUCUCCGGCUUGUCAGGGAGGCGUAUGCGGUGCUGUCUGAUCCGGAGAAGAGAGAGGGGUUCAAUUCCAGGGACAUUUUUGCUCGGUUAGUUCGUUCUGGUGUUGUUAACGCACCAACUCCUCAUAGUACAAUGGUCCGUUCUGACAAGCUAAACAGCCUUCACACAAGGGAUAUUAUGACAGCGGAUUUCACAAGCAAUGCAGUCUCACAUUUUCAGCACACCGACAAAUCAUGCUUUGACGACAGGAACUCACAUCUUUCAAAUGUGGCUAGUUCUUCUAGAACUAAGAGGAUGGAUCCUUGCUUUCUAGGUGAUGACGGUGACUUGCAGCCACCUGACGACAACCAUGUUGACAAGAAGCAAAAGAGUGUAUGUGAAGAGGACCUUUAUUGUGCGUCCCCCUCACAGGAAGAUUUUGAUGCCUUCUUUGAUGUUCCGUCAGAUGCCAAAGAAGAUGAACACUGCUCUGGCAAACAGUACGAUUAUCAUAACUUUGAGGAAGAUAGGGCGAUAGAGAACUUUGCUACUGGUCAGGUUUGGGCAGCAUAUGACUGGGAGAGGUUUCCUCGCAGAUAUGCACUGAUAACUAAAGUAUUAAUGGAUAAAAUGCAGUUAUGUGUCUCAUGGUUCAACCCCUGUCUGCAAUCUGAUGAAGAGAGGAAAUGGUCGUGUGCAGGCUUGCCAUUGGUUUGUGGAACUUUUGCUGCGGAAGAAUGCCGUAUCUCAUUAGCUUGUCCAACUAUUUUCUGCCAUCAGAUUUCCAGUGAUAACCUGAAUCAGCGUCUUGAAAUAUAUCCCCAGGAAGGUGAGGUCUGGGCCAUAUACAGUGACUGGGAUAUUGGGUGGUGCGCUGAUCCUGAGAUGUGGAAGAAGAGUGCCUUCUCUAUUGUUGAAAUUCUUACCAGUUAUUCAAAAGAAGCAGGUUGCACCGUCGCACACUUGGUAAAGGUAGAUGGACAUGGAAGUGUUUUUCAGAGGCAUUUGAAGAGUGGAACAGAGCACUUGUUACAAAUACGCAGUGACAAUCUACUCAUGUUUUCUCACAGGAUCCCAUCUUUCAGAUUUACUCCUGAGGCUGGAACUAUGUUCGAGCUUCAACAUUCUGCAGUUCCACAAACACUGUGCCAAGAACAUGCAAAGCCAUGUAUUUCUAGUUUGUCCUUUUCAGGUUUACAUGAUGACACAAACGGCUUUCCUGAAACUGCUGUUGCACAAUUCUCAAAUCCUUCAACAAGCAAAAUGGAUUCAGGUGCCCCAUUGCAAGCCACGGUGAGCUGCAAUAACAAGUUGUCCCCCAACGAUUUCCUGGAGGGCCAGAUAUGGGCUGUAUUUGAUUCUCGGGACCGGAUGCCUAGGUCUUAUGUCAGAAUAAUCCGUGUGGUUUCAUGUACUUCAGUUUUUGUGUUGAAAUUGGAACAUCACCCUAUGCUUAAUGAAGAGAUACGGUGGGUUGAAGAUGGUCUACCGGUUGCUUCUGGGGUAUUUCGUGCUGGUACUGAAACUACUUACAAGGACAUCUGGGAGUUGUCUCACCCUGUAGAGUGUGAUUGGAGUGCAAAGAGGUCUUUCUACCGAAUUUUCCCAAAGAAAGGGGAAAUAUGGGCCAUGUACAAAAACUGGAAGGUCACCUUGAAUAGCACUGAUAUUGAUAACUGUGAAAUUCGCAUGGUUGAGAUCCUCUCAGACUACUUCGAUGAAAAUGGAGUCAAUGUGUGCAGCUUGGUUAGGGUAAAAGGUUGCUUAACCUUUUUUCAUAGGUUAGUAAUGGAAGAUUUCCAUUUGACAAGAUGGAUUCCAAGAUGAGGACUGGCAGGUGUUAAAAAUUACGAAAAUGAGUUUUUCUAACCAUGAAAACUAUGAUGAUACAUUGCAAAAUGAGAAAACAAUGUAACUGAAAUCAGGGUUCACCGUAGCAUCAUUUUAGCGUUGCUAUCAAGCAUCAACUGCCCAGUUACACUGCCACAGGCUCUCCAGUUUGGUUAUCUGUUGAUCGGCCCUUCUGUUCUUUUAGUUGCUUCUUGAUGAGCAUUGUGUGCAAUCAUCAUCUACUUUGACCCUAAUUGUUAUUUGGUGUAAUGGAAGAAUGAAGGCAAAUAAUCUUUCUUGAGUGA
Molecule: messenger RNA, 2595 nt
Organism: Panicum virgatum (switchgrass)
Lineage: Eukaryota; Viridiplantae; Streptophyta; Magnoliopsida; Poales; Poaceae
Exons: 3
Coding region: 161-2287 (708 amino acids)
Source: RefSeq, a predicted model, not a curated record